UAGUAGCCAAAUAAAAAACCAACAUUGAGAGUGGGAUGAAGAAUUGGUCUACUAUGUGGUUGUUAAAGCAUAGUAGAUAGUAGCUAAGAUAGAAAAAGAGAAAACAUUGAAAACCAAAAAAGACAAAUAAAAAAAAGAGAAUUGGGACAACAAGUGAUAGGUGUUUUUUCAAGAGAGAAAAAGAUAGAUAGACACACACACACACACAGACACUGUAGGAGAAGAAAGUAGUGAAAGAGAGAGAAAGAGAAAGAGAAAGAAAGAGAUGGUGGGCUCAGGAGCAGCAUCAGAUAGGAGCAAAGAAGCUGUUGGGAUGAUGGCCCUUCAUGAGGCCCUCAGAACCGUCUGUCUUAACUCAGACUGGACUUACUCUGUCUUCUGGACUAUUCGUCCUCGCCCAAGAGUUAGAGGUGGUAAUGGCUGCAAAGUUGGAGAUGAUAAUGGAAGCUUGAUGUUGAUGUGGGAGGAUGGAUUUUGCAGAGGAAGAGGUUCUUCAGGUUGUCUUGAAGAUAUUGAUGGAGAAGAUCCUGUCAGAAAAUCCUUCAGCAAAAUGUCCAUUCAGUUGUAUAAUUAUGGAGAAGGGUUGAUGGGAAAAGUUGCAUCUGAUAAGUGUCACAAGUGGGUCUUUAAAGAGCCAACAGAAUGUGAACCCAAUAUCUCUAACUAUUGGCAGAGUUCCUUUGAUGCUCUUCCUCCUGAAUGGACUGACCAGUUUGAGUCAGGGAUUCAGACCAUAGCUGUAAUUCAAGCUGGACAUGGUCUUCUUCAACUUGGUUCUUGUAAGAUUAUUCCAGAAGACCUUCAUUUUGUCCUAAGAAUGAGACACACAUUUGAAUCAUUAGGCUACCAAUCUGGUUUCUACCUCUCCCAACUCUUCUCAUCAACAAGGAACACUUCUUCAUCAACUUCACUUCCUUCAAAACAAUCAACCCUUCCAAUUAGGCCACCUCCACCACUCUUCAACUGGAAUCAAAGAUCACUCACUUCACCUUCUUCCAUGCUAUCCUCACCCAAUUUUCAACAACAUGCAGCUAGGCUUGGUUUUCCACAAACCAAAGAUGAAACACACAUGUUCCUCAUGCCUCAUGCAUCACAAGAAACUCCAAGAAUUGAAGAUAUGAUGGGAGGAGGAGGAGGAGGAGGAGGAGGAGAGCAUGAAAAUGACAUUAAAUGGCCAAAUGGGCUGUCUUUCUUUAAUGCUCUAACUGGAAGAGCUGAUGAUGCUAAGCUUUUGUUUAAUCCAGAGAGUUUAGGUGGAAAACAAGGUGAUCAUAAUCAUAAUCAUAACCAUAAUCACCCUCUUAAUCAAAAUCCUAAUUCAGAUGGUUCAAACAUGCAAAAUGCAAGUGGAAAUAACCCAAAUGAGUUUUUGAGCUUGGAUAGUCACCAUGAAGGUGGGAGGAAAAUGGACAAGUUUAAGAGGAGUUUUACUUUACCUACAAGAGUUGCUUCAUCAUCUUCAUCCACUUCAAUGGAUCAACAAGGUGUGGAGUAUAGGAAUUCAGAAGGAGGUAUGUAUUCAGAUGUUAUGGAGACCUUUUUGGAGUGAAUGUUGGGAAGAAUUUAAAGGGUGAGUUUUAUUAGGGAGAAAAAAAAAGAGGAAGAUUAGGAUAUGUAUCUAGGAAAAACUAGUUUGUGUUCCUUUUUUCUUGUGUUUGCUUUUUAUUGUAUUUGUAGUGUCUUGUGUUUCUUUUGUCUUCCACUUAAUGAACUUGAUUAAUGAUAAUUUGUUUCUUUCUUUCAAUUAACAUCAAA
This is a messenger RNA of Cicer arietinum (chickpea), 1755 nucleotides long. Its product is annotated as protein RICE SALT SENSITIVE 3. The record is from RefSeq and is a predicted model, not a curated record. Lineage: Eukaryota; Viridiplantae; Streptophyta; Magnoliopsida; Fabales; Fabaceae.